This is a messenger RNA of Fusarium sp. VM40, 2319 nucleotides long. The record is from the annotation of a GenBank genome assembly. Lineage: Eukaryota; Fungi; Ascomycota; Sordariomycetes; Hypocreales; Nectriaceae.
AUGGAGCCUCUCCGGAGCAUGUCGCGACAAGACUCUGAAAAGUCUGAGGCUCGUCGUCAAGCCAGUCGCUCUAAUGCUACCAUUCAACAUGUUACCGACACAAUGAUUGCGGUGACUGAGUCUUUCCGUCAUCAUUAUCAGCAACAAUAUGGUGGCCACUCUCCAACUACGCCAGCUCCCACUUACACGAAUUCCAAUCCAUGUUCCCAUUAUCAACCUCAUACUUAUACUCACUCUUAUGCACACUCUCACUCUCGCUCUUACUCUCAGUCCCAUUCGCACGCUCGAAGUCCUUCGAGCGUUAGUGGAAUGUCACAGAACUUACUCGACGUGGACGCGGUGAGCCAAAUGAGCGUAUCGGACAUGACCAGCCCGCCCAGUGCUUCAUCUCGAAACAAUUAUAUACCCACCAUACUUAUGCCAGGACGACCUCCAAAUGCCGAGGCGGAUUAUUUGCUUGAUCAGGACCUGGAGUCAGAAAUGACCGAAACAUCUGCUCACAUCCCCGAAGACUUGAUUCGACUCGCCACACCAAACUUACCACCACGAUUAGAUACGCCUCAUACACCCCCCCCUCGCUUGAGCAUUCCCGUAAACCUCGCCGAGCCUCAACCACAUGUAGCUCCUGCCCCGAACCCUGCCCCCCUACCGGGGGACUUCUCGGUCAAUCACGGCGGACUUGUCCAGGCUGCCAGACGAUUCGAAGCUUUCAGAUCGACGACGCAGCAUCACCAGUAUAUGGCUCUCAGACCUGACAUUGGUACACGGUCUCUACCACUAGGCACGGUCACACAUAUUCGUGCAGGCUCCGAUUCGGACCCUGUUUCACCUGCAAGUCAAGGUUUGCGCAGGAAACCUUUGAAUGAAGGCGCGAGGAAGAUCGAGUUCAACCACGCCACCAACGAAAGUCUUUUUGUUGCUAUAAUUUGCAUGGCUCAAGUGUUGAUGUAUGCUGGUCUUGCGCAAACUUUGAUACCCGGCCGGCAUAUCGGAGAGUCGUUCUUUGAGCCACAACGUACGGCGCACCUUGCUUGGUUUACUUCAGCAUACGCCUUAGGUUACGGUUCAACAACUCUUCUCGGCAAUCGGAUUGGAAAUGUUUGUGGUCAGAGGUACACAUUUAUCGCCGGAUAUUUCUGGUUUGCGCUAUGGAGUCUUCUCGCUGGCUUAAGUGUAUACGUGCAAACGAGUGACAAUAGAGGAGCUGUAUUCUUCUGCAUCUGUCGUGCGAUGCAAGGCAUCGGUCCUGCACUGGCUAUUCCCAAUGGUUACGGGUUGCUGUUGAGAGCGUACCCCCCUGGACCGCGCAAGAUGCUUGCUAUGGGCUUAUUCGAUGCUGCUGCUCCUUUCGGGUUUGUCCUUGGUUCAGUCAUGACAGGUCUUUUGUCUAACUACACCUCGUGGCCUUGGGCUUUCUACUGCCUGGCCACGGUUUGUGUAGCUUUAGGGGUCUCAAGCGUGCUUGUUGUUCCCGCAAAGAGAGUUCUGGUCUAUGAUUUCGAAGGCAAUGUUUGGAAACGCCUGGAUAUCUUGGGCUUUUUAUUUGGAGCUGCUGCCUUGGUUCUUUUCAGCGUUGGCUGGAACCAGGUGCCCAUCGUAGGAUGGGGCAACGCUGAAGCAUAUAUACUAAUUUUUGCCGGCAUCUUACUUAUGCCACUAUUCGGCUUCUUUGAAGCGCAAGCCAGCCACCCACUGGUCCCAUUCAAACAGAUCCAUCUGGCUGCUGCUGUCACUAUCGGCUUCGUAGCAGUCGCCUCGGCAGCGUUCGGGGUUUGGGUUUGGUAUUUUGCCCAGUUCAUUGAAGUCGUGAGAGGAUGGGGUCCAUUACUCACAAGUGCUGGGCUGGUUCCAAUACUAGUGGUGGGAGUUGUGGUUGGCUUUCUGAGUUGGCCUUUCUCAAAUCGUGAGUUCACAGCUCAGCUCGUGGUUGUUGUUUCAUCAAUAUCGAUUUUGAUCAGUUCAGCUUUGGUGGCUACAGCGCCAGCUCAGCAGGGAUACUGGUCCAACUCAUUUGCCAGUACUAUAUUUAUGGGAGUGGGUAUGGUCUUGGUUAUCCCCUCAUCCUCAACAGUACUGGGACGCGAUGUCCCCGAGGGACAACUUGGGCUCGCGAGUAGUCUCACCAACAUGGUAGCCGCAUUUUCUUUCUCUGUUGGAUUGGGUAUGGCGGGAGCUGUGGAGGCGCGGAAAAGAAAUAUCAAGAACCCUCUAGGAGGAUAUCGAGAUGCGCAGUACUUUGGUCUAGGAUUGGGAGGGCUGGCCUUCAUUCUAUCCCUCGGCCUACUUUACGCAGCAAUACUUAGACGUCGGAGAGAAUGA